AUGGUGGAAAUCAUAUUUGAAGAUUUGCUUAUAUUUGAUGUGUUUCUUAUAGAUCGACAAAAAUUUCGAACAUUUGUUGAUUCGGUUUCUGCUCAAUAUCAUACAAACGUGCCAUACCAUAAUUUUCGGCAUGCCUGUGAUGUCUUACAUUGCACAUAUCUUUUAUUGACGACUGUAGAAGCUGGAAAGUCACUGAAUAAUUUAGAGAAGUUAGCUCUGGCGUUGGCUGCAUUAUGCCAUGAUGUAGAUCAUCCAGGUCUAACAAAUGCUUUUCUUAUCAACUGUAAUGAUCCUCUUGCCAUACGCUACAAUGAUAUCUCAGUUCUAGAAAACCAUCAUGCUUCCACCACUGUCAAAACUUUACUGGCUCAUGAGUCCGUUAAUAUAUUAUCAAAUCUUUCUGAUUCGGUGCAAAGGCAAGUCAGGAAGCUCAUGGUGAAUGUUAUCAUUUCAACAGACAUGAGUUUACAUGCAGAUGUUCUUAAGAGUGUGAAAGAAAGAAUGAAUGAGUCUCGACAUUUCCAGUUCUCCCCACCCUAUACUCCAGAAAAGGAUGGUUCUAGAUUUGACUCAUCGUCAACCUUAGACUCAUCCAGCACAAGUGAUGCGCUGCUCCUAAUGAGAAUGUUGAUCAAAUGUGCAGAUAUUAGCAAUAUCAUGAAGUCUUUUUCCCUAUCAAAACGAUGGGCAGAAUUGUUAUUGAUUGAAUGGUUUAGACAGGGAGACUUGGAGAAAAAGUUGGGCUUGCUAGUUUCAAAGAACAUGGACAGAGAGGAUCCAUCUACACUACAAAAUAUCACAGUAGGUUUUAUUAAUUAUGUUGGAAAGGAACUCUAUGAAACAACAUCAUUGCUGCUUCCGAAAAUGCAAGAUGAAGUUCUGCCAAAUUUAAGGGCUAAUCUGCAUCAUUGGACAUGUUAUAAUGCAAAGGGAUAUUUUGAGGAAGAGGAAGUAGAAAAUAUAACGAGCACUUCCAGUCCAAGAUUGGGUUCCAAGAUCUUGAGACAGUCAACUCUGGGAAGUGAAUCAUCUAUGAGCAUUGAGGGGUCUGUAAGUUCUUCCCACCUUUCCACGAGAUCUGACCACCCUAUUAGCCAUCUGUUAGAAGCUCCAAUCAAGCAAAGGAAGUCUUCUACAAUAAAAGUCAAACCCGAAACAGGCUUGAAUGAUAGAGAUAUGGAAAUUGAUGUAGGGGGACCGCCAACAUCAGGGUGUAUGAAUCGGCAUUCAAUUUUACAGUCUCUUAGUGAAUGGAAACAUUCAGAUAUGGCAGCUUGUCCCAAAUUUUGGAUGAUAGCGAGGACUAAUCCUUAUGCAGUUAAUAUUAAUCAUUUUUUGGAGAGCGGAUUCUGGCAAUGUAUCAUAGUCCCAAUGUCAUUGUUUGCUAUGUUUGCUGAUGACAUUCAGAAUAUACUACUUCCCAAGUCAGUGGAUUCAUACAUAAUAUAUAUUUAUCUUCUGUGCUUAGCUCUCUUCCUAUUAGAGUUUAUGCUAUUAUCAGUUGUCAGAGAUGGAUAUUUUUGCAGCUUGUCAUUUUGGUUGGAUCUCAUUGGAAGCCUGUCUUUGGUACCUCUAAGCUUGGGGAAGUCAAAUUUGAAUCUGAUAAUGGCAAGGUCCAUUAAAGCAGCUAAAACAUUUACACAUGCAGCAAAAUGGAUACAAAAUGGAAGCUAUAUGAAAUCAUCUCAAUUCAGUAGUUUCUUCAAGUUGGUACGAUGUAAAGGUUCAAUUUCACCUUCUGAAGAAGGGGAAAAAAUGGAUUGUGUCAACAGUUAUUGCUUCCGAGGAAAGCCUAGUGAAAUAUGGACCAGGCUGUCUGAAUUGACAUCAGAAAAGCUUGCUUUUGGCAUGCUGAUGAUAGUCUUAAUGUAUAUAAGGUUUCUACCUGGUAGACAUGACUUGGGGCCAGAAGCAUCACUAAGGAUUUUGGAUCACCAACCACUUCACUCCAUGUUGUUCAAUAUUUCAUUGAACCACCUUCUUAAAUUCUACAAGGACCAUAAUUAUGAACUGUUAUAUUUGGGUUUGAAAAAUGGAUGCCUUCCUCUAGAACCUUCUUUAUUGAAAAAUCGUUUAUCAGCUAAACUAGACUCAUGCAAUGGCAUUGAUCUUGUAGAAGAAUACAACCAAAUUAUUCCUCAGCAUGGAACCAAUGCAAAAGUUGAUGCAGAGAAGAAAUACCGUGAUACAGAGCUUCUUAGAGUCACUAGUGAUAGUAGACGCACUGAAGCAUAUUUUUCUGUCAAGCACUAUAAUCAACUUAGACAUUCAAAAAAUCUUGGAUUAACAGUGGUUAUCUUGUUUACUCUCUCAGCCUGGUCAUUCCUUCUAAGUUGGGACUCAAACAAACUAUUGAUUCAGCCAAUUGAGCGCAUGGUAAGUUUUGUGAAGGAGCUUGCUGAUGAUCCUGUGUCAUUUGCUGGAAAAGUUGUUCCAGAACAUCCAGGAGAUGGAAAGGUCAUGGAGACACGAUUUAUAGAAGCUUCCCUUAUUAAGAUUGCUAGCUUAACAAAAGUAGCAUUGGGAGAUGCAGGAAUGGAUAUACUCUCAGUAAAUCUUAAGGGCUCAGAAUUCAAUCCUAUGGUCCCAGGGAAGAAGGUGCGAGCAUGUUUUGGUUUUUGUGAUAUACGAAACUUUACAGAUGCCACAGAAUGUCUACAAGAAGAGGUGAUGAUGUUUGUUAAUAAGAUUGCAGACUUGAUACACAACAAAGUACUACUACAUCAUGGUUUUCCCAACAAAAAUAUUGGUGAUGCAUUUCUUAUAGUAUGGAAAAAGACAAUCUCAGAUGCAGCAAGUAAGCACUUUGUUCAAAACGGGACAUCUUUUGCUGACCGUGCACUUAGAUCAUUCCUGGACAUUAUCCAUGCAGUAGAGACAUCCCAAGCACUUAGAGAGUAUGCCAUGCAUCCCUCCAUACAAAAACGCAUGCCAGGCAAUCACAAACUCUAUCUAAUUUCCCAGCACCAUAAAUGA
This is a messenger RNA of Cryptomeria japonica (Japanese cedar), 2976 nucleotides long. RefSeq lists its product as uncharacterized. The transcript is spliced from 14 exons. The record is from RefSeq and is a predicted model, not a curated record. Gene Ontology annotation, molecular function: 3',5'-cyclic-nucleotide phosphodiesterase activity. The coding region runs from base 1 to 2976 and encodes 991 amino acids. Gene Ontology annotation, biological process: signal transduction. Lineage: Eukaryota; Viridiplantae; Streptophyta; Pinopsida; Cupressales; Cupressaceae.